Camelina sativa (false flax) is the source of this 1116-nucleotide messenger RNA. Lineage: Eukaryota; Viridiplantae; Streptophyta; Magnoliopsida; Brassicales; Brassicaceae. The record is from RefSeq and is a predicted model, not a curated record.
UUGAAAAAUUCAUUUUAAUAAAAACACAAAAUCGAAAUCCCUAGAGAGAGUCACACGAAGAGACGAAGAACAAUGGCGAGUACAGUCUUCAUCGCUCUACAAUGUUUCGAGUGUUCAACGAUGCAGGUGAAGCAGAAGAAGAAGAGUAGCAACAAGUGGGUUUGUGUGAUUUGUAAUCAGAAACAAUCAGUGAAAAAAGUGUUUGCUCAGGGUUUUAAGGCUAAGGAUCUUCGUUUCUUCGUCCAAUCGUUUAAUAUGUCUCGCAAAGUUAGCGAUGAGGAGGCACUUGGUAUUGUAGAUUCUGAGGUUGAUGUUAAAGUAGAGGUUGAUGAUGAGGAGGUUUUAGAUGUUCGUGAGAAGAAGCGAUCUGAUUGGAGUGAGUAUCUCGAUUGUGAUUCGUCAAAUGGUUGCUCAAGAUUAACUGGAGAAGAAGAAGAAGACGAUGUGAAGAUUGUGACUGAGAUGCCCAAAGACAUGUUCAAAAGGCCAAAGCUGAACAAAUACUCUAGUCCUGGUGGUUCAUCAUCAGUGACAGGAGGUGGGAAGAAGAGAGAUGGUUAUGGCCUUUUCAAGCCUCCCUUACCUAGACGUAGCGUCAAAAAGCCAGAUUUUUGUUCAGAUGGGGUUAUGAUGAGGAAGGAGGACAAAGAACAGAGAAAGCUAGAGUCAGAAUCAGAAAGAGUUAUUAAGCCAGCUUCAAAAUGGGACGCCUACUUGAUCGAUGGCGAAGGUGAACACCAGGCACCUAGCUUUAGUUUGAGUAAAGCCACUACGAAUGUUGUGAAAUGUGUGAUAUUUUCAGUUAGUGUACCUUUUGAAUGUGUUGCAGAUGCAGUAAGGAUGAGGAAGGAGGACAUAGAACAGGAAAAUCUAGAGUCAGAGAGAGUUACUAAGCCGGUUUCAAAAUGGGACGCCUACUUGAUCGAUGACGAAGGAGAACACCAGGCACCACCACGAUUUGGUGGAAAGAAGGGAUUGAAGGAUGAUGAUGUAGAAGAAUGGGACAAAGCAGUAAUGGAGAUGAGUACGGAAUGCCAGAUAGUAGACGAGGAGGUACAUCCAGAUUUCAUGUGAUCAGAGGUAUUAAUUACUAUGUUUUUAACCAGGCUGCAGAUU